AUGGAAAACUACUUUGACAAGAUAACAUCAAUUAAAAGGAAAACACCAUGUCCAUCUUCAUCAACAUCGAAGUCCAAUAUUGGUACUUCUGUUCCACUUCCUCAAUGUACAUCUAAUUUUACAACGCUUAUUAAUGUAGUUGAUUUGGAUAAUCUUCCUUCGGAUCCCUCUAAAAGACCAAGAAUCCUGAGUUAUAAUGUUAAUCAAAGAGAUGAAAUACGAUGUUGUUAUUGGCUUAAGGGAUCUUGUCAACCACGCGGCCAUAAAUUCCCGAAAAUAGAAAUUGGGAAUAAGUUUAGAGAGACCAUAUAUGGAAAACAAGCUGGUAAUGAUGCAUUUGUUACUAAAGGGUUUGAUGGUUGGAACAAAUUGGAUAGACUUUUAAUGCAUGUCGGUGGGGUUAAUAGUUUUUAUAAUAGAGCCUUAGAAAAAUGUGAAGAUCUAGUGAAACAAAAUCAAUCCAUUUCGUCAUUACCAUUUCGUGAGCAUGAUGAGUCGGAAACGUCUUUGCAUAGAGGACAAUUCUUGGAAACAAUUAAAGUCAUUCGGAAACUUUGUGAGGAUGUUCGUAAAGUUACAUUAGAAAAUGCCCCAAAGAAUAAUCAAGUGGUUUCACCAAAGAUUCAAAAAGAUAUUGCACAAUGCUUUUCACAAGAAAUACUUAAAGCUAUCUUCCAAGAAAUUGGUGAUGAUGUUUUUGUAUUAUUAGUUGAUGAGUCGAGUGAUGUAUCAAAGAAAGAACAAAUGGCCGUGGUUUUGAGAUAUGUUGAUAAACUUGGACUUAUUAAGGAGAAAUUUGUAGGUGUUAUUUAUGUAACAGAUACAAUUUCAAAAUCUAUUAAAUAUUCCAUAGACUCGUUAUUUAAUCAACAUGGAUUGAGUAUGGAAAAAGUAAGAGGACAAAGUUAUCAUGGGGCAAGCAAUAUGAAAGGUGAAUUUAAUGGUUUGAAAGCUUUAAUUUUAAAAGAUAAUGUUUCGGCUUUUUAUGUGCAUUGUUUUGCUCACCAACUUCAGUUGGUGGUUGUGGCGGUUGCAAGAAAUCACACUGGUGUUGGAAACUUUUUUGACAUGCUUUCCCUUGUUGUGAAUGAAGCAAUUGGUAUCAGUGAAAUUGAAACCGGGACAGGUCUAAACCAAGAGCUUUCACUAAUACGAGCUGGAGAUACACGUCGGGGUUCUCAUUAUAGAACAAUGUCAAGUUUGGUUUCUUUAUUGCCGAAGGUUCUAAAAGUCCUUGAAUAUGUUGAAAGUAAAGAACUUACAAAUUUGUUAUCUCAAGCUCUUCAAAAAAAAGAUCAAGACAUAGUUGAAGCAGUUUCCUUGGUACAGAUAACAAAGAAAAAAUUGCAAAAGUUUAGAGAUGAGGGUUUUGAAAAUCUUCUUGAGGAAGUAUAUUCCUUUUGUGAAAAGUAUGAAAUUGAAAAAGUAGACAUGUCGGAAAAUUAUGCAAGGAACCGAAGAGAAAAUACCGACAUCAACAAUCAACAUCAUUAA
This is a messenger RNA of Lactuca sativa (garden lettuce), 1494 nucleotides long. The record is from RefSeq and is a predicted model, not a curated record. Lineage: Eukaryota; Viridiplantae; Streptophyta; Magnoliopsida; Asterales; Asteraceae.